AUGGGGGAGGAGGUUGAGAGUUCGUGCGUUGCAGCAUUGAUCACAUCGCUGAGUGAUGACAUCAUAACCCUCGACUGGAAUUCUGUUAAAAAAGCUGCUGAAAGCGAUGUGGAAUAUCAGCUGCUAAAGAGUAUGGUAGCCGCAGGUUCUUGGCCGGUAUCAAGAAAUCUAGUCGACUCCAGCAUAAAGCCGUAUUUUAACGUACGGGACCGACUUGGCAUCGUGGACGAACUGGUGGUGUAUUCAUAUGAUGAAGGGCACAUACAUCUAGUAAUACCUGUGUCACUACAAGACCGAGUUGUCUCUAACCUACACUCAGGCCACCAAAGUUCUGAUUCAAUGAUUCGUAGGGCACUACAGGCUGUGUAUUGGCCUGGGAUGGAGGGUCAACUGAAACUCAAGAGGAUGCAGUGCAGAAUAUGUGACGUCAUCGCUCCAUCCCAACAAAAGGAACCGCUAUUGCCUACCCCACCCCCUGAAUAUCCUUUUCAACAGACGGUCACGGAUAUGUUUCAAAUAUGUGGAAAACAAUAUCUGGCAUAUGCAGAUAGGCUUACUGGUUGGCUGGAAAUUGCCUUCUUUCCAAGUGGUGCUACUUCUGCUAAGUUGAUCCCACUCUUCCGACGAUACUUCAUGCAGUGGGGUGCCCCGGAAGAAAUCUCCCUCGACGGUGGCACCAAUUUGGUAAGCACUGAAAUGGCUAGCUUCCUACAGAAAUGGGGGGUUAGGAUGAGAAUAUCCUCAGCCCAUUACCCCCAAUCCAACGGGAGGGCAGAGGCAGCAGUACAUACAGCAAAAAGAACCAUUCAAGAUAACACAAGAAGCGACGGAAGCCUCGACACAGAUAGUUUUGCAAGAGCCAUUUUGCAAUAUAGAAAUACGCCCCUAAGAGACAUCGAUAAAUCGCCGGCACAAUUAGCCAUGGGACGACAACUCAGAGACUCAGUCCCCAUGAUUAAAAGCUAUCAUAAGAUAACAGAGCAGUGGGCAGACAUUAUGAUAGACAGAGAGGAGAAGAUGGGUAGACACUUGAGAAAUGUCAAGUUCCGUCAUGAUUCUAGUGCAAAGAGACUCCGCCCCUUGCAAAUGGGUACCACAGUAGCAGUGCAAAAUGUUGUCUCUUAA
Molecule: messenger RNA, 1125 nt
Organism: Macrobrachium nipponense
Lineage: Eukaryota; Metazoa; Arthropoda; Malacostraca; Decapoda; Palaemonidae
Exons: 1
Coding region: 1-1125 (374 amino acids)
Biological process (GO): DNA integration
Molecular function (GO): nucleic acid binding
Source: RefSeq, a predicted model, not a curated record